Molecule: messenger RNA, 1884 nt
Organism: Cladophialophora immunda
Lineage: Eukaryota; Fungi; Ascomycota; Eurotiomycetes; Chaetothyriales; Herpotrichiellaceae
Exons: 1
Coding region: 131-1525 (464 amino acids)
Biological process (GO): pyruvate decarboxylation to acetyl-CoA
Cellular component (GO): pyruvate dehydrogenase complex
Molecular function (GO): dihydrolipoyllysine-residue acetyltransferase activity
Source: RefSeq, a predicted model, not a curated record
AUCUGGUCAGCCCUGACAAUUCUCCCGCUGGCGCUACCUCGCGCUUCUCACUGGAAAUUCUACAUAGCAGUCCUUGAACUCGUCCCUCUCUUCUUCUACAUUUUGAAAGAGACGCAAUAUCCCCUCCGCUAUGGCUGGCCGACAGUCAGUCCGGCUCCUUGCCCGCCAGGUCACCUCGUCCCAAUGCUCCUCCUUCUCACACUCCCAACACCACGCUCGGAGAGCAUUCUCCUCCACUCCUUCCUCCCUCGCAGCCCAUAACUUCAUGAUGCCCGCCAUGUCCCCGACAAUGACCGAAGGCAACAUCUCAAGUUGGAAAGUCAAAGAGGGCGACUCCUUCGCUGCAGGGGACCUCCUCCUGGAAAUCGAGACCGACAAGGCUUCCAUGGACGUGGAAGCCCAGGACGAUGGUGUCGUGGCCAAGAUCCUGCAGGGUGACGGCUCCAAAUCAGUCAAAGUUGGCACGAGGAUAGCUGUCCUCGGUGAUCCGGGGGAUGACGUCUCGAGUCUAGAGAUUCCUCCCGACGACUCAAAGCCCGUGCAGUCGGAAGCAGAUAAUGUGAAAGGCGGAGCAGACUCGAAGUACGAGACGUCCGGAGUUGAAAAGGAGAUACCGGGCACACCGCAAAACCAGAGACCGGCCCAGGACAAACCGAAAACAAGUCCAACUGGGCCAGGCCAGAACCCCAAAUACCCGCUCUAUCCUUCAGUGAUAGCCCUCAUCCACGAAAACCAUAUCUCCGACGACGACGUCGCCAAAAUCCCGGCCACGGGGCCUAAUGGAAGACUGCUGAAAGGGGACGUCCUCGCAUAUUUGGGAACAAUUGACUCGGAUUACUCGGCCAAGCAAUCCAACCGAAUCGAACAUAUGGCGCACCUCGAUCUCAGCAACAUCAAGCUACUACCUACCGCCCCUAAGACGGCCGCAAAACCUGCCGGAGCUGCCGCAGCAGUGCCUGAAGCAAUCAUCCCACAAGUCACUAGCGUCAGCGUUACCAUCUCCCUCGCCGAAGUGCUGAAAGUGCAAAAACGCAUAAAGGACACCUUGGGUGUGACCGUGCCUCUAUCCACUUUCCUGGCCCGUGCCGUUGACCUCGCCAAUGAUGAUCUGCCUCAACCCAAAAAUGCGAAGCCAUCGGCCGACGACCUCUUCAAUGCGGUUCUCGGGUUGGACACGAUACCCACAACGUCUAGAGGCUUGUAUCUCCCCCAGAUCGACGCAUUUCCUAUUGUUCCGCCUAGCGCACCCCAGACGACGUCACUUGCACGCUCGCCUCGCGUUUCCACCUCGACGGCAAAGAAGAUUGACAUCAUCGACAUCUUGUCCGGCAAAGUCACCCCCAAGAGAGCGGCCCCCUUCUCCACGUCUUCAGCGCCGAUACCAGGCCGGACACUCAGCACGGCAGAAGGCGCAUUGAACGUGUUCAGUUUGACAGUCCCCGUGGGCGAAGAGAGGAGGGCACGCACGUUUCUGGAAAGGAUCAAGACGGUGUUGCAAGUCGAGCCAGGGAAGCUGGUGCUGUAAUCGCACACGCGUUCUUGGCCGGUGAAGUCUAAGCAAGGGGGCUCCCGUCAGGAAGGGCGAAUGUUCAAUGUAGUUUCAACCUGGAUCCAAUCUUUUGGGAAGAUGAUUUAUUGUCGGCGCGCCUCCUUUUGUCUGCAAGUGUAGCGACGGGGCGCCUUCGACGCAGAUAGAAAAGGGAACGUGAGCAAGUGCUUGAGUUCGGUCGGUACCUGGUAGGGAGGGGAAAAUACGAAGUCCUGGGAGCCUAUGUUAAUAUAAUAUUGUUAUACAUACACAAUGUAUACAUAAUUUGUAUCAACCCUUUGGGACUCUGCCAUAUCCUCACUAAGAGCCAGUUCUCCUUAGCACCUUGCACAUUG